UUUUCCAAACCUAUUCAUAAUCCUAAUUCAAACCGAAAUCCAACUCCAAAUCCAGAACAGCUAGCUGAGCUCUGCUCUCUCUUUGCAGGAGAAGAAUCCGCCUGUUAAUCAUCUUCAAAAGAGAUAAAGAAACCUUUGUUUCUUCCUUUUUCUGAUCGAACAACAGAUGGCUAAUCUUGUUCAUAUACCUCCUUCAAAUUACUUUCUCUUUAUUCUUAUAUUUUCCCUUUUGUUUAUCGCUCCACCUGUUAUCUCAAAGUCUGGUCGCCCAAUAACUGAUGCGGAAGUCAGGCAAAAGAAGAACGAGUGCUAUGCUGAUAUAGAAAGUGGACUUUGGGGCCCCGUCUGCAAAUCCUCAAUGACGGCCAAGGAGAAUUGUGCUUUGCGGUGCCUUUCUCCUACUUGUUAUGAGCUUAUUUACGAGGGCGAUCCGCUCGAAGAAGGAGAGAAAGAUCUCGGUCGAAGCCAAGAGUACAAGUACUGUAUGUAUAAGGCAUCUUUAGGAGAGUCACUUGAAGGUAUUAGAGGAGCAUUUGAAUAUUAAAUCAACUUAAACCAUAGAACUUUUAGUUUAGUUAGUUGUGGCUCACUUCUUUGUAAUUAUACUAAACUUGAAAAUUUCACAUUAAUUUUCAGUCCAUAAAUAUUUACUA
Molecule: messenger RNA, 653 nt
Organism: Manihot esculenta (cassava)
Lineage: Eukaryota; Viridiplantae; Streptophyta; Magnoliopsida; Malpighiales; Euphorbiaceae
Exons: 5
Coding region: 167-544 (125 amino acids)
Source: RefSeq, a predicted model, not a curated record